ACGACGGUAGUAUUGUAUAUUCCUUAAGCCAAUUGUUUAUAUUGCAAGACCUAGAGAUUGUGCGUCCACCAUUGCCAUUUGAUAUGGAGAGCGAGUAUUUGGUUCAUUUGGGGAACCGUGACUUUUUCCAUGUCAAGACUGGUCGUUGCUUUGACACGGCUCAAUAUCUUUGUAUCACCACAUUUCAAAUUGUUGUUGGAGAAGGAGAAAGAUAUAUGAUCAAGACCAUAAAUUCAACUGUUCAUUCUGUGGAUCUAGAGUGCGCUGAAUAUUUCAAUCUUGUUUUUUGCUUCAUGCCUGAGUGUGGGGAUUAUGAACCUAUAGAAGAUAAGAGUGUGACUAGUAUGAAUCAGCCAAAACAAGAAGAAACCAUUCUGGAAAAUGGCAAAGAAAGAAACCAGGCAUGGAAUAGAUGUGAGGCAGCCAGAAUUAAAAUCCGUGAGGAAGAUGGAAGAUUAGAUGCCAGGCAUCGUGAAAGAGUCUAUUUUGGGCGAACUGGCAUCUCGUUGUUGUAAAAGGAAUGUGAAAUGUGAAAA
Messenger RNA from Prunus avium (sweet cherry), 536 nucleotides. The record is from RefSeq and is a predicted model, not a curated record. Lineage: Eukaryota; Viridiplantae; Streptophyta; Magnoliopsida; Rosales; Rosaceae.